AUGCGCCCGACAGCCAAGCGCGUCGUGUACAUCGUCGCCGGCGAAGCAUCGGGCGACGCCAUCGGCGCCAAGCUCAUCCGUGCCCUCCAGACCAAGGAGCCUUCAGUCACCUUUCGAGGCGUUGGCGGACCGCAGAUGACCGAGCAAGGCCGCUUCGCAUCGCUCUUUCCCAUGAAAGAGCUCUCGUUCAUGGGUCUCACCGAAGUGCUGCCUAAGAUCUGGUCGACGCUGGGCCAUCUGCGCGCCGUCGUCAAGGACAUUCACGCCUGCGCGCCGGACGCGGUCGUGACCAUCGACUCGAAGGGCUUUACGUUUCGGGUGCUGCGCAUCUUGAGCGCCCAAGGCCUUCUCUACCACGCGCUUUCCCAUGUCGAAAAGAUCGACGUAGCGUCCGUGCGCCGCAAGGCCGCCGUCGUGCACUACGUAGCGCCGUCCACGUGGGCGUACACACACAAGUUCAAGCACAUGGAGGCGACGGCGAAUGGUCUCUCGCGCCUCAUGGAUCACAUGCUCGUGCUCCUGCCCUUCGAAGCGCCUCUCUUCCAGCCGCGCACAAUGACGCGACCGGUCGUGACCUUUGUCGGCCACCCGGCGCUCGAAGACUUUGGCGACGUCCACCACCUCUUUGAGAUGACUGUGCCGACGCUCGACGCGUCAUCGGAUGACACGGCGCUACUGCCAUCGUCGCCGUGGCUGCCGUACGAUGCGUACGCCGCGCGCAAGACGCAAGCGAUCCUAGCGACGCUCGCCGCCGAACGAGCGCAGCCAAAGGCGGCAACCUGGACCAUCGUCGCCCUCGUCGGCAGCCGCGAGAACGAGGUCCUGCAGACGAUCUCGCUCGUUCGCCAAGCCAUUGAGCUCUACUCUGCCCAAGCGAGAAACGCGCCGAUUCACGUGGUGUUUCCGACAAUAUCGGCGGUCGCACCGCUCGUCCACGCCCACUUGGCCGACUGGUCGAUGCCGUUUACAGUGCACGUCACCGACGACGCGAGCAAGAAGCGCUCCCUGUUUCAGCAAAGCCAUGUCGCGAUUGCCGUCUCGGGCACGGUCGUGCUGGAAGCAGCGCUCGCGGGGCUGCCGACGGUCGUCAUCUACCGCGCGAAUCGCGUCACUGAGUUACUUGCUCGGUUUCUCGCGCGCGUCCAGCAUGUCUCUCUGCCCAACAUUAUGAGCUCUCGCACCUUGAUGCCCGAAGUGCUCUUCUCCGAGUGCACCCCGAUCAACAUUGCUGCUGCGCUCACGUAUUGCGCCGUGGCACUUAAUGCAUGGUCCAACGUCGUGCUGUCGUAG
Saprolegnia parasitica CBS 223.65 is the source of this 1290-nucleotide messenger RNA. RefSeq names its product lipid-A-disaccharide synthetase. The coding region runs from base 1 to 1290 and encodes 429 amino acids. The transcript is spliced from 8 exons. Lineage: Eukaryota; Oomycota; Saprolegniomycetes; Saprolegniales; Saprolegniaceae. Gene Ontology annotation, biological process: lipid A biosynthetic process. Gene Ontology annotation, molecular function: lipid-A-disaccharide synthase activity; phospholipid binding. The record is from RefSeq and is a predicted model, not a curated record.